AUGAGCUGGAUUGCCUACCUCCCCCACGUCAUAUACUCUACUGCUCUUAUCUCCAUCAGCAUGCACCACCUCUCUGCCCGACAUUCCGCCGAAUCCGACCGUUCGCACGUCGCCGCCCAGCUCUCCCUCCUCACCGACCUUCGUGACCGCCUGCGCGAUCCGGGCAACGACUCCGUGUCGGACGCCGAGGCGGACAAGAUCCUUCGUCUCGCCCAGUCCCACGACGUCUUCAAACGCGCACAACCGACAGCCGGGAUGGGCGCGGGCUUGGGCGCGGAGGCGGACGAGCUGACGUCGCAGAUGCAGGCCGGCGAGCGCGUCGGCUGGCGCGAGGUCAUAUUCGGUCGGCGGACGGACAUGGCGCGGACGGAGGAGCUGGACAGGCGCGAUCUCGAGCGGGUGCGCACGGAGAUCGAGCGCAGCGAAUCGAGCGGGCGGUAG
Messenger RNA from Epithele typhae, 441 nucleotides. RefSeq lists its product as uncharacterized. The record is from RefSeq and is a predicted model, not a curated record. The transcript is spliced from 2 exons. Lineage: Eukaryota; Fungi; Basidiomycota; Agaricomycetes; Polyporales; Epitheliaceae. Bases 1 to 441 code for a protein of 146 amino acids.